Messenger RNA from Pyrus x bretschneideri (Chinese white pear), 583 nucleotides. RefSeq lists its product as uncharacterized. The record is from RefSeq and is a predicted model, not a curated record. Lineage: Eukaryota; Viridiplantae; Streptophyta; Magnoliopsida; Rosales; Rosaceae. Bases 142 to 393 code for a protein of 83 amino acids. The transcript is spliced from 3 exons.
UGGAGUUCAUAAAUUUAAACCCAGCCCAAAUCAAGUCCCCUCCCCUGUCGCGCGAGCCUAACAAAAUCAGCUACCCAUUGUUCUCCACCAUCUGCACAGAAAUCAAAUCGAACAGCCCCAAAUUCCAUACGCACAUCCGCCAUGAUUAGCGUUCUUGCUCAGGAGCGUCUGCUGGGUGCUGCACUCGGAAGCAUUUUCACGGGGAUCGUUGUGUUCGAGCAGCGCCGAUGCAUCUACAACUCGAUUUCAGGGACCAAACCUCAACCAGUUUCCCGGAUUACAGAGCCCAUAUUUGGAAGGAAAACUCGUGCAGAGCUUGCACAUCUUUGGAACAAAUCUGUGGACCAGACAUUUCGACCUGUGAUUGAAUCUCUUAGUUCAUCUGGAUGGUAGAUAGAUUUGAAUUGCUGCACUGCACCCCGUAUGGAGUUCUAUUUGCGUGACAUUUAUACAUGCUGAGCUAAACUUGCCCACAUUGUAUCUUUUUACAUAUUUUGAGCAAACCAGAAGAUAAUGCAUCGUGACCACCAUUUUAAAGGCAUAAUAAUUUUGCCGGUAAACUAUAUUAUAUUUUUUUAAUUUA